This is a messenger RNA of Mytilus californianus (California mussel), 4000 nucleotides long. Its product is annotated as abscission/NoCut checkpoint regulator-like. NCBI's taxonomy places the organism in Eukaryota, Metazoa, Mollusca, Bivalvia, Mytilida, Mytilidae. Gene Ontology annotation, molecular function: phosphatidylinositol-3-phosphate binding; metal ion binding. Gene Ontology annotation, cellular component: midbody; cleavage furrow; centrosome. The transcript is spliced from 11 exons. The coding region runs from base 138 to 1535 and encodes 465 amino acids. Gene Ontology annotation, biological process: abscission; mitotic cytokinesis checkpoint signaling. The record is from RefSeq and is a predicted model, not a curated record.
AGAGUUGUCGCCCUGUUAUUAGUAUUUGACGAAAUUUCAUGUGAUUAUUGGCUAUUUUUUCAUUUCUUCACAAAUGAUACGUACUGUCAUGUAGAUAAAAUACAAAACCCACAGAGAAAAAAGAAUUUAGAAUCAGAAUGUCGUGUUAUGGAUGCGGAACUUCAUUCAGUUUAUUUAAAAAAGAGCAUGGCUGUAAAAACUGUGGAUUUGCUUUCUGUAAUUCUUGUCUAAACAAGAAGAUAGCUGUUCCUAAACUGAAGAAUGAAAAACACCAUGUGUGCAACAAGUGUUAUAACAUCUUAACAGGAAAAAUAAAACCCCAGGAUGAUUCUGGAAGAUACUCUCCUCCGGAGGCUUACAAAAAGCGUGUAGCAGCAUUAGAAGAGAGAGAAAAGGGUGGAGGCAGUCAUGGUAGUAAGACGCAUCAUACAAAACCAACUGGCAAACCAGAAUAUAAACACCUUGCAAAACCUGAGAGGGAAAUACAGGAAAGAUUAGAUAAAUUAAAGGAAGAUAGAAUACAAAAAGAAAAAAACAGUCCAUCACAAAAAGAAAUAGAAGAAAGACUUUCAAAGUUAAGAGGAGAAACUGCAGCCGCAACAGUAGCUACAAAGAAACCAGCAUACCAGGCUCCAGACAGAAGAACUCAACAGGAUCAGAUUAAUGACUUAUUGGAUGAAAUUGGGGAGGAAAUUGAAAUAGAUUCACAUAGACCUGACCCUGUAAAGGACAUUGAAAAUAGACUUGCUGGUCUGAGAGGAAAUCCAGAGUCUGACAAACCAAGUCACAGAGAAUCUGAAAAAUCCAGUAACAAUCUAAACAGAGAAGACUCACAAGAAACUGUGCCAUUUACAAAAAACAUAGACGUCAAUAACAAAACAAAUACACAAACAACAGACAAACGAACAAAUGAUGAGAUUCCAUUAGAAGAAAUGCAGAGAUUAAUAGCAGAGGCAUCAAAAGAGUUAGAUGUUGAUGCACAAAAAGCAUUAGAAGAUCUACAGAAAGACAAAGAGAUCAUGAAAAGACUACAGGCAGUGAAGAAUAGAAAGAAAGAGGAUGUGAAUAAAGAUACUGAUGAAAAGAGUGCUGACGAAAUAUCUGAUAGUGACAAUGAGAAUGAGGAAACGCUGACUAAGAAUCUCAUUAAACAAAUUUUAGAAGAAAAUAAAUUAGACGAAGCAGCAGCUAAAGAUGGAGUAGACACUUCAGAGACAAACUCUUUGAAGGAAGAAAAAAGUAAAAUAUCUUCAAAGGAUUCAAAGAAAAGUAAAGAAAAAUCAAAGAGCAACAAGAAAUCAAAGAAAGUACUGAAUACAGAACCAAAAAAACAAAGGGUGGAGGAAAACAACAGUGAUGUUGAUGACGAUGAUGAAUUGCCAUAUUGUGUGAUGUGUACAGAAGACGCUAUCAUUCGUUGCCAUGGUUGUGACCUUGACUUAUAUUGUGACAGAUGUUGGAAAGAGAGUCAUGUCCAGUUUGAAAUGGAUGAUCAUGUGACUUCAAAAUAUAUACAGAAGAAAGGAAGGACUUAGCAACAAUAUACUGAUUUAUACAUAAUCUUCCAUGGCAUUUUUUUUAUGCAAAUUUUUACAUUUUUUAUUUAAAGAUAUGUAAUAGCAUACGAUUUCAAAUUUAUGAUGGGUUUAUCACUUUUAACCUCAUUAUAUAGUCUAAAUUAAACACAUUUGAAUUUUUAUAAUGUCACAGUUUUUGGGGAAAAAAAUAAGAGAAGUUAGUUCCAAAGAUUUCUUUUAUGUUCUUGAAACAUGAUUAUUUAAUGAGUAAGUUAUUAUUUUUAUAAAAAGAAAUUAAAAUCUUUAUUGAGUGCAGACCCGUUUUAGUGAUGGCUAAUUAAGAAUCAUUAAUGAUGUUAUUUUGAAUUAAUUUUCGUUUCAUUUUAUCUGACUUUGCAAAACGAAAUCUAAGACUAUCUCUGACUGUUAAAGUCAGGUGAUAUUGUAAUGAAAGGACAACAACAGAAUGUGCUUGGUAAGGCUUUAUUAGUCCCCUACCGACGAAGUCGAAGAGGACUUUAGGUUUGCACUCCGUCUGUCUGUCCGUCUGUCCAUCUGUCCGUCAGUCUGGCAAAUCAGCUUUCCACACUUUUUUUCUUUGUUCUUGAAGAUAUUGAUUUGAUAUUUGGUAUAUAGUUUUAUCAUGACUAGUUAUAACUCAAGUUCGAAUUUCCUGUCUGAUGAUUUAGUCCAGAGUUAUGGACCAUAACUCUGGACCAUAUCUAAUGUUAGAGUACUAUGUUAAACCAUAUUUCUGUACAAAGGGAGAUAACUCAUUUUUUAAAGGACAUUCUUUGUUACAUUAUUUGAAGAAUUUUUUGGCAGGUUUGUUUGUUUUUAGUAUAAACUAAUUUUCUGAAUGCUAUAGAUAUAAAAAAAAUUAUGAAGAAAAUCCUUUAAUUAGAUAAUAAUCUAUUUUUAUUAAUGUAUAUAUUUCAAUACAUUACAUUGUGUAGAUAAAAGUUGUUGACAUUUUAUAGAUAAGUUACAAAUCUAUAUUAGUUUGUGACAAAUGAAAGAAAAAAUAUUUGGAACUAAUAAUUAUAUUUGAUUAUAAUUUGAAAAUAGAUAUACACUGUAUUACAUCAUAUCUAAUUAUAGAGAACUAUUAAUCAUAUCUAAUGUUUUUUUCACUGUAUAAACAGUUUUCCACACUGUUUAUAGUCAUGCUUGAAGAUAUUAACAUGAUAUCUACUUUUUGUUUACACCAUGACAAGUUAUAGAACAAGUUAGCUUUUUGUUCCAGUAAAAUGAAUUUUUACCCGGUAGGGGACUAUGUAUUGCCAUGCAAUACUCUCAGAAUGCUUGUUUAAAAAAGCAGCACCUCUAUGGUUCUCAGGUAACAGUGCUGACCUAUAUUCUUUGAUAGGUGAAGGGAGAUAACUUAAUUUCUUAAUUCUAAAUGUUUUAAAAGUUCUGAGGUUGUAAAAUACAAUUGUUUCUCCCAUAGUAUAGGCUACAAUAGUAGCAUUUUUCAAAAAACAGAGUUCAGAAAGUUGAUUUUCAGAAUGAAAUCUUGUCAUCAAUGAAGAAAAAUUAUAAGCCAAUAUAUUUUUAGUCCCAAAAAUAUAGGUUCUUGUUGAUUUUCUUUACCCAAUAUUAGUUAUCUCCCUUGCAUAUGAAUACAUGUCUUGUCACAGGUAAUUAAUUGUUCACUGGAAGAGUGAACAAGGUAUCUUGUUAUAAUAAAUAUCAGGUGCACACACCAACCGAUCAGGAUUAGUUAUACUCUUAAUUCUCAAUAGCAUGCUAUCUUCAUUUCAAUGGCUGCCUCAAUAGCAUGCUAUCUUCAUUUCAAUGGAUGCCUCAAUAGCAUGCUAUCUUCAUUUCAAUAGCUGCACCCAUGUUACGCAAUGGUUUAUUGAAACUGGAAUAUUGAUGUAAUGGUAGCUUCCAUUUCCAGGGCCCUCAGUCAUAAAAUUUACUCAGUACUUGGAGUACAAAAUUUGUGCUUGAAACACCAAAUCCAGUAUCUUGAUUGGUUGAUUUUUGUGUCUGAGUACGAGAAUUAUGCUUGAAAUUUGUAUUACCCCAAGGCUAGUUGUGUUUUCCAGUUCUCAUGUCAGAUGUUAACAUUAUUUAUAUCAAUUUAGCCUAUGCUACAUAUUAGUUUAACAUACAGCAUUAUAGUUUUACAUGUCAUCCUUUGUCAUCACUUUGUUGUAGCUUUUAAAGCUUCUUCAUUUCUUCUUGAACUCCUUUCAAAUUAUUAGGAAAAUUUAAUCUUACUUAAACUUUUAAUGAUAUUCUUUUCCAGCAAAAAAAAAAAAAAGUAUGAAACUGUUUUAAUUUUGCUUGUGUUAAAGGAUCAGUGCGAGAUAUUUUAUCAUCUGUUGUUUAUCCAUUGUUUUCAUACUCAGAUUGUAAACUUAAAAAAAAAAAAUGCUCCACUUAAUUCACAGAGACUUUUGAACCCAACUUGGUCACAAUAAUCUUUAGAUUGUGUAGUUUCAGAGCAUAUGUUGCCAUCUGAUCACUAAAAA